AUGAUCGACAAAACGGCGGUAGAAUUUCUUAUAGAUUCUGGAGCAUCGAUUAACACAGUUACUGAAGAAGCGUGGGACGUUAUACAGCAACGAAAUACAAAAGUAUUCAACUAUAGAACGAAAUGUGAUCGCCAAUUCAACGGUUAUGCUAGCCAAGAACCUUUGCAGGUUAAGGCGAUGUUUGAAGCAUGGCUGUCAAUCAACCCAGUGAAGCCCAAGUGUUAUGCGGAAUUUUUCGUGAUCGAAGGAGCUCAAAGAUCGUUGUUGAGUAAAAGCACAGCUGAGGAGCUUAAGGUCCUUAAGGUUGGGCUACAUGUGUCUAACAUUGAUGGGUUGGUCAAACCGUUUCCGAAGUUUCCUGGAAUAUUAGUCAAGUUGUCUAUUGACGACCGGAUCAUUCCAAAGAAAGUAGCCUAUCUUAGGGUACCAGCAGCCAUGGAGCAAAAAGUCAACGACAAACUAGAAGAACUGUUAUUGAGUGAUGUCAUAGAAAGAGUCGUGGGCUCCCCCGAGUGGAUUUCCCCGAUGGUAGUGGUACCGAAAGGUAAGGAUGAUGUUAGAAUAUGCAUCAAUAUGAAGAAUGCUAAUGAAGCUGUCCAACGUGAACAUUAUCCACUACCAGUUAUCGACACUUUUUUGAAUAAAUUGAAAGGUUCAAAAUUUUACUCGAGGUUGGACAUAACAUCUGCUUACCAUCACGUUGAGCUUCAUCCAGACUCCCGGAGCAUUACAACUUUCAUGACGGGAAAAGGACUCAUGCGAUUCAAGCGUCUCAUGUUCGGGAUUAACGCAGCUCCUGAAAUUUUUCAGAGGAUUAUGACCGAGAUGCUGAGAGGAAUUGAGGGAGUUAUAAUAUAUAUAGACGAUAUCGUUGUGUUCGGAAGGACUCGUGAAGAACACGAUGCGCGACUGGAGGAAGUCCUCCGUGUUUUGAAAGAUAAUAAUGCUUUACUCAACAAAGAGAAAUGCGUCAUUGGAGUACAAGAAAUGGAGAUACUCGGAUUUAAAGUGAGUACUACUGGGAUUAGUCCUUCUGAAGAAAAAGUAUCUGCCAUUAAGAAUUUUCGCCUGCCGUCAUCUAAAGAAGAGGUACGUAGCUUCUUGGGACUCGUUAACUUUGUGGGCCAGUUCAUCCCCGAUCUUUCGACCAGAUCUGAGCCUUUGCGGAUGUUUGUACGUGGAGAAAUUGAUAAAUUUGGUGAUAAUCAGCAGAAAGCCUUUGAUGAUCUACGUAACGAGCUGGUUAAUAACGUGCGCAAGCUUGGAUUUUUCGAUCCGUGUGAUACGACUGAACUUUAUGUUGAUGCCUCACCAGUCGGGUUGGGGGCAGUGUUGACGCAGAAGGAUCAUAAGGGUGUUUCUAGAAUCAUAAGCUUUGCGUCAAAGGGAUUGACGCCUGCCGAGCGAGUGUACCCACAAACCCAGAGAGAGGCAUUGGCGGUUGUGUGGGCGGUGGAGAAAUUUUACCUCUACCUGUUCGGCCUCGAAUUCACCGUAUUUACAGACCAUAGGACACUGGAAUAUAUUUAUGAAGGCAAGCAUCAAAACGGAAGACGAGCCUGUUCAAGGGCUGAAGGUUUUGCACUUCGUUUACAACCUUAUAAUUUUCGUGUUCGAUAUAUUCCAGGAGCAAGAAAUAUUUCUGACAUCCUCUCCCGUCUAGUUACACAGUGCGAUGCAGCGUUUGAUGAAGGUUCAGAUCACUUUCUGUUUGCGUUAAACGAAGGUCUUUCUGCGAUAACUUUGAAAGAGAUUCAGAAAGAAACAGAGGCAGAUCAGGUUUUGAUGGCAGUGAUUAACGCCCUUAAAACAGAUAAGUGGGAAAAAGAGCUUUUCCGGUACCAAGCUUUUCAAAAUGAGUUAGGAUCAAUCGAUGGAAUCGUAGUCAGGAAUGACAGGAUUGUACUUCCUAAAAAGUUGCGAUCGAGGGCAUUGCAAAUCGCGCACAAAGGGCAUCCCGGUAUCGUUGCAAUGCGACGAAACUUGAGGGAGAAGUUAUGGUGGCCCUGUAUGGACCGCGAUGUGAAUGAAACUGUACAACAAUGCGCUGGUUGCUCCGCCGUUAGUAGACAGAAUCCACCCGAGCCAAUGAUAAUGGCAUUGCAAAUCGCGCACAAAGGGCAUCCCGGUAUCGUUGCAAUGCGACGAAACUUGAGGGAGAAGUUAUGGUGGCCCUGUAUGGACCGCGAUGUGAAUGAAACUGUACAACAAUGCGCUGGUUGCUCCGCCGUUAGUAGACAGAAUCCACCCGAGCCAAUGAUAAGAACGGAGAUGCCUGAACGUGCUUGGCAGCAGAUAGGAAUUGACUUUUUCUCUGCCAAAGAGUGUGCCACGUUCUUAGUGACCGUGGAUUACUACAGCCGGUUCUUAUCAGUAUCUGAAAUGAAAAUCACAAAUGCGGCUAAGACUAUUGAAGUGUUGGAGGCCCUAUUCCGUGAGCAUACUUAUCCGGAAACUAUACGUUGCGAUAAUGGCCCUCCAUUCUCCAGUGUAGAGUUUUCUGAAUAUUGCACUAGUAGAAACAUUCGAUUGGUCCACGCUAUCCCUUAUUGGCCUCAGAUGAACGGGCUAGUCGAGAGGCAGAACCAAGGGAUAUUGAGGGCAUUGCGCAUUGCGAAAGUAACCCAAACUGACUGGAGAAAAGCCUUGCAAGAUUAUGUGUAUAUGGUUAAUACCACGCCUCAUUCGACGACGGAUAAAGCACCGUUUGAACUGCUAACAGGAAGGCCAGUUAAGGACUUAUUACCCUCUCUAAGAACGGACCCCAACUGGAUGAGAGAUGAGAGCACACGGGAAAAAGAUGCAAUCCGGAAAGUGAAGGGAGAUCUACGCAGAUGA
Messenger RNA from Uranotaenia lowii, 2838 nucleotides. RefSeq lists its product as uncharacterized. Gene Ontology annotation, molecular function: aspartic-type endopeptidase activity; nucleic acid binding. Lineage: Eukaryota; Metazoa; Arthropoda; Insecta; Diptera; Culicidae. The record is from RefSeq and is a predicted model, not a curated record. The transcript is spliced from 2 exons. Gene Ontology annotation, biological process: DNA integration; proteolysis. Bases 1 to 2838 code for a protein of 945 amino acids.